AUGAUUGAUUUGAAUGAACUCCCCACUGAUGAUGGUGAUGGUAUUAGUUUUAAUACAUGUGGUGGAGAAAUAGAUGAACACCCUGUUGAAAAUAAUUUUGAGCCUUUUCUUGGUCAAUCCUUUUCAAGUGAAGAAGAAGCUUGUAAAUUUUAUGAGAUAUAUGCCAAAAGAAGUGGUUUUUCUGUUAGAAAAGGAAGAUUCACAACAAGUAAAAAGGAUGGAAAAGUGAAUAGGAGAGAUUUUUUUUGUCAUCGUGAGGGAUUUCCUGAUAAAAAGAUUGUGGAUGUGAAUAAGAAUCAAAGAAACAGAGAGUCUACACGGUGUGGAUGUAAAGCCUCAAUUCGAAUACUCUUGAAAAGAUCUUUUGAGAUUUUUCCGGAAGAAUGGCAUGUUACCAGAUUUGUUGUGGAACAUAACCACAAAUUAUUGCCACCUGAUCAAGUACGUUUUCUUCCAUCUUACCGUGCAAUAUCAAAAGAAGAUGAAGAGCAAAUUUUAUUAUAUAAAGAAGCAGGGCUCUCUGUUAGACAAAUAAUGAGGGUGAUGGAGUUGGAGAAAAAUAUGAGACACGGAGAUCUUCCCUUUUUCCGUAAGGAUGUUCAUAAUUUCUUAGGAAAAAUUCGUCAAAAAAAUGGACAAAAUGAUGUGAUGAGUCUUCUGGAGCAGUGUAAAGUGGAGAAAAUUGAAAAUCCAAAUUUUCAAUAUAACUACACAGUUGAUGAACAAAAUAGGUUGGAGCAUAUUUUAUGGGUACCUGCAUAUUGCUUCAAUGGCUACAAAAAGUAUGGAGAUGCUGUGGCAUUUGACACAACAUAUAAGGUAAAUUAUUAUGACAUGCCUUUUGGCAUAUUUGUUGGAAUUGACAAUCAUGGAAGAACAAUAUUAUUUGGUUGUGCUCUGCUCAGGAAUGAAACCCUGGACACAUUUCAAUGGCUGAUGAAGACUUUUGUUACACUCAUGAGAAAGCCUCCUCAGACUAUCAUUACAGAUCAAGAUGCAUGUAUUAAACAAGCUAUCAAAGUUGAAAUGCCAUUCACUAAGCAUGCAUUUUGUAUUUGGCAUAUCACCUCAAAAUUUAGUAGCUGGUUUACCUCAAUUCUCAGGGAGAAAUAUUUUACUUGGUGUGGUGAGUUUUAUAAGCUUUAUAAGUUGGAUAAUAUUGAAGAUUUUGAACAUGAUUGGCCUGAGAUAAUUUCAAAGUAUAAUCUGCAAGAAAAUAAGCAUAUCAAAGGGUUGUAUGAAGUGAAAGAAUUUUGGGUACCAUCCUAUCUCCGUGGAUAUUUUUUUGGUGGCAUGACAACUACAGGGAGAUCUGAAAGUAUAAAUAGUUUUGUAAAAGGUUUUACAAAUUCUCGCUCAAGUUUGACUCAACUUAUGAAACAAGUUGAUCUUGCUAUUGAAGAUAUUGGACAGAGUAACCUACAUCACACCAUGUUGGAUACUUACAGAGGUUCAUCUUUAAGAACGUUGUCACCUUUGGAGGAGCAAGUGUAUAAUCUCUUCACAAAAUUUUCUUUCAAAAAAUUUCAAGAACAGUUUGAACGGGCAACUCUGUACCAGACACAUGAGGUAAUAUGCGAGAAUGAUGUAGUGAGUUGCAGUUGCAAAAAUUUUGAAUUUUGGGGAAUUAUUUGUCGUCACAUAUUGAGUAUGUUUCUCCAUGAAGAUCAUUUUCAAAUUUCUGUUAAGUAUUUGCCAUUACGUUGGUGUCGUGAUGAAUUUCAAGAUGGCAUGAGUGAUCAUUAUACUUGUGAGACUAUUCCUGAGAAUUUUUAUCCAUGUGGAGAGGAAAUAGCUGUUGAGGAAGAAGGUAUGAGACGUGAUCCUGCAGAAAUUGUUCAGUGCCCUCCAACUUCCAUCACAAAGGGACGUCCCAAGAAAGGAAGAAUGAAAAGUGGAAAAGAGCUGGCCAAAAAAUCUAAAAGAUGUAGCUACUGUAAGAUAGUUGGUCAUAAUGUUACAACUUGUCCAGAAAGGGGAAAUUUUAGUGUGAAUCAUGAGGCAAAAAGGAAGAAAAAUCAAGAAGACAAAAACUCCAGCAGCAUAAAUCCUAUUUUGUGCUUGAAAAUCUAG
Molecule: messenger RNA, 2073 nt
Organism: Daucus carota subsp. sativus
Lineage: Eukaryota; Viridiplantae; Streptophyta; Magnoliopsida; Apiales; Apiaceae
Product: protein FAR1-RELATED SEQUENCE 11-like
Exons: 4
Coding region: 1-2073 (690 amino acids)
Biological process (GO): regulation of DNA-templated transcription
Molecular function (GO): zinc ion binding
Source: RefSeq, a predicted model, not a curated record